Messenger RNA from Pseudomassariella vexata, 1086 nucleotides. RefSeq names its product serine/threonine-protein kinase. The record is from RefSeq and is a predicted model, not a curated record. Gene Ontology annotation, cellular component: cAMP-dependent protein kinase complex; nucleus. Gene Ontology annotation, biological process: peptidyl-serine phosphorylation. Gene Ontology annotation, molecular function: cAMP-dependent protein kinase activity; ATP binding. The transcript has 3 exons. Lineage: Eukaryota; Fungi; Ascomycota; Sordariomycetes; Amphisphaeriales; Pseudomassariaceae. Bases 1 to 1086 code for a protein of 361 amino acids.
AUGGCUUCAACAAAUGGUGGGGUGCUUACUGCAGACCACGAGAUUGCGGGGCAGGGCACAGCGCAACAUCACCAGUCACAUCAGCGACUGCGGUUUGACGAAUUCAAGGUCGUGAGGACUCUGGGAACAGGAACCUUUGCGCGCGUAUGUCUGGUACGCCCAGCAUCGGAAGCAGACCAGGACAAAGUAUUCGCACUCAAGAUUCUGCGCAAAGCCGAGGUCAUUAAGCUCAAGCAAAUCGACCAUGUGCGACAUGAACGCGAGAUCCUGGCCGAUGUUGCUGGCCACCCCUUCAUCACACGGCUGAUGGCCUCCUUUUCCGACCGAGACUCGCUGUAUAUGCUCCUGGACUACGUGCCUGGCGGCGAGCUUUUUAGCUACCUGAGGCGACACCGGCGGUUUCCAGAAGAAUGGGCGCAGUUUUACGCAGCUGAGAUAGUCACGGUGCUCGAGUUCCUCCACGAGAAGCAAGGCGGCGUCGCGUACAGGGACCUAAAGCCCGAGAACCUACUCCUUGAUGGCGACGGACACGUAAAACUGGUUGACUUCGGCUUCGCAAAACGGCUGGGAAGUAAAGACGACCGGCCAGUUGAAACUUAUACGUUAUGCGGAACCCCCGAAUACCUUGCGCCCGAGGUAAUACAGAACAAGGGCCACACCACCGCCGUUGAUUGGUGGGCCUUAGGAAUUCUGAUAUACGAGUUUUUGACCGGGUACCCGCCCUUCUGGCACCAGAACCCUAUCGAGAUUUACAAGCAAAUAGUCGAAAAGCCCGUCAUGUUUCCGGCCGACCCUCCGAUUUCACACGACGCACAACACAUAAUCCGAUCGCUCUGCACCGUUGACCGUUCUCGCAGGCUGGGCAACAUCAGCGGCGGCUCGACCCGCGUCAAGGAGCACCCCUUCUUCGAUGGCAUCGACUGGAACGCCCUUUUGAACCAACAACUACGACCCCCUAUCAAGCCCCACGUGCGGUUUCCGGGCGACGCGCAGUGCUUUGACGUGUACCCGGAGGACGACGGCCAGCGCGAGCCGUACUCGGAAGAGACGGCGCAAAAGUACGACAAGUAUUUUGAGGGGUUUUAA